Messenger RNA from Thyridium curvatum, 918 nucleotides. RefSeq lists its product as uncharacterized. Lineage: Eukaryota; Fungi; Ascomycota; Sordariomycetes; Thyridiales; Thyridiaceae. The transcript is spliced from 3 exons. Bases 1 to 918 code for a protein of 305 amino acids. The record is from RefSeq and is a predicted model, not a curated record.
AUGUACGGAGCCGAACCUUGGGAAAUGGGUCCGGGUCCCAAAGCCGGCCGUUCCGGAGCCGAUUACAUCACCGACCAACCCCGCUCCUCUUCCCUCGUCAGCGGAGGGAGCAUCUUGAAGCCAAAGGUGGCCAUGCUGGCUCUGGUCGUCUUGUCCUUCUUCCCUUGCUUGGUUGCUGCCGCUGCCAAGUGCACGCCGUACUUGACAGCCAGUGCGGUUGUCUCGGAGCCGGAUGGCAUCGCGCGCAUCGAGUGCUGGCAGUUCGGCGCUCCGCUACAUACAUACCCGACGGUAGGUGCGGCACUAACCGUGGCCAAUACGACCAAUGUCACAUAUGUCGUCCUGCCUCCUCGAUCCAGCGAGGGCAUUCACAAGCCGCCGCAUCCUAUGCUCUUUGUUCUCGUCUCCGGCCUUGCCCACAUUACUCUUCCGUAUGGCGAUGACGAGGUUUGGGUCAUGGAGGGCGUCAACGGCUUUCUCGUUGCCAACGACGUCACCGGUGAGGGCCACUUCACAGACUAUCCGUCGGACAAGGAAACGGUCGCAUUGCAACUGCCGUUCGACCAGGGAAGGAUUCCUGUGCACAAGGUGCUGCAUCAUGGUGCCUGCAACUCUUCAUCUGGUCAGGACCAGGCUCUAACCUCUGCCACCCUGGUUGUACAAGCGUUGUUCUUACAUCAGAAGACCCCUGAACUGGAUGCUCUUGAUAAGCUGCCUAACAGCGCAAACGUUGCAUCUCGGAUCGAUGAAACCUCUGCGCCUCCACCAGAGCCCAGCCACGUGGAGACGUUGUUUGCUGACAUCGGCGAUGGCACAUCCCCAAAAGGAUUUCCUGCCCCAAAGUCUCUCCAACAAUUGGCCGAAUGCCAGCAGGUCGGGUUUUUCCUGGUCCUUUUGGCAGGUGAUAGCAAGCACUAA